Alligator sinensis (Chinese alligator) is the source of this 2209-nucleotide messenger RNA. It is a transcript of the gene RHOG, whose product is annotated as ras homolog family member G. NCBI's taxonomy places the organism in Eukaryota, Metazoa, Chordata, Crocodylia, Alligatoridae. Gene Ontology annotation, molecular function: GTP binding; protein kinase binding; GTPase activity. The record is from RefSeq and is a predicted model, not a curated record. Gene Ontology annotation, cellular component: cell projection; cytoskeleton; cytoplasmic vesicle. The coding region runs from base 88 to 663 and encodes 191 amino acids. The transcript is spliced from 2 exons. Gene Ontology annotation, biological process: regulation of cell shape; small GTPase-mediated signal transduction; regulation of actin cytoskeleton organization.
CUCCUGCAGCCCGCCCGCAGCGCCUCCAGCCCCCGAGAUAUGAGCCCAGGCCGCUGAGACGGAAGCGAGGGACGCCGAGCCGCCGGGAUGCAGAGCAUCAAGUGCGUGGUGGUGGGCGACGGAGCGGUGGGCAAGACCUGCCUGCUGAUCUGUUACACGACCAACGCCUUCCCCAAGGAGUACAUCCCCACCGUGUUCGACAACUACAGCGCCCAGAACACGGUGGACGGCAGGACUAUUAACCUCAACCUGUGGGACACGGCCGGCCAGGAGGAGUACGACCGCCUCCGGACGCUGUCCUACCCGCAGACCAACGUCUUCAUCAUCUGCUUCUCCAUCGCCAGCCCGCCCUCCUACGAGAACGUGAAGCACAAGUGGUACCCGGAGGUGUGCCACCACUGCCCCAACGUGCCCAUCCUCCUCGUGGGCACCAAGAAGGAUCUGAGGAACAACCCUGAGACCAUGAAGAAGCUGAAGGAGCAGAACCAGGCGCCCGUCACCACCCAGCAAGGCAUCACCCUCUCCAAGCAGAUCCACGCCGUCAAGUACCUGGAGUGCUCCGCUCUCAACCAGGAAGGCAUCAAGGACGUCUUCACGGAGGCCGUGCGGGCCGUCCUCAACCCCGCCCCGGCCAAGCCCAAAAAGUCCUGCGUCCUCUUGUGAAGGGGGAGACUUGGGGGGUGGGGGGGAUCGGAGAGACACCUGAGAAACCUCGUCUUGGCCCUGCUGCCUCUCGCGACGCCAGAAUGUACAGCCCCGAGCGCAGGGUGCGGCCAGGACUGCCCGCCUCCCCCUUUCCCGUCCGCCUCCCGCCGCGCGGCCUUCCCGUUCAGGAGCAGCUCCCCGCCCGGGUACCACGAACCCACGGCUGUUAGCGAUAAUAAUAAAGCCCACGUUUGCACUGAUGCCGAAGUUGUCUCAGGUCCCGUUUCUCGGGGGGUCCCGUCCCCUGGCUCCCCCCCUCUCCUCUGGGGUGAAGCCCAGGACAGCCCCUCCAUGCCCGAGCCUUGCAGCUCAGCCUGGCCGGAAGGAAACCAGUGCCUUACGACCCCACUGCCCCGCGAAGGCAGCCCUCGAGCCAACUGACACCACCUGCCCCGCGUCCCUCGUCUCGUCCCACGCCUUAUCGGGACCGCAGGAAAGCAGGAUCCGAGUUCGGGCCCGACACCCAGAGAAGCCCUGCCCUGCCCUGCCGCCGGCUAACGGGUGCGGGUUCGGUGUUGCGGCAGCACUGGUUGGAGAGCGACGGCUCUCGGGCACCUCCGUUCUCGCCGCGUCGGAAAGGCUUUCUCCGAGCGCCGUCUCUGGGGCUUUUUACCCGCACGCGGCUUGUUCUGACGGCGCUGAAAUGGCCCCUUCCCAAGACACGAGGGCUGGAGUCUGGCCAGCGACCGGUUCCUUGCUGUACCCCGGCGCUUCUGGGCUCGCACGCAGAGACCCUGGAUGAGCUCCCGCCGCGGACCCUCCUCCUGGGACCCAACGACCGUCGCAAGCUGCCGGCUUCCCUGGCUCCCCUGCUCCAUGCUGUGGUCCUGCUCCUGAUUUAAGAGGCCAGUGCUGCCCAGCAGAGCGGCUGUGCAUCCUGACGUCCGGGGACCAGCGCAGCCCCGCUGCCUCCGGCUGCGUCUCGGGGCGGCCACCAGCCUGGAGCCUCCCACGGUACUAGCCAGAUCCCCGUCUCGCUGCGCCCUUGGAUCCCCGCUGCCAGGCUCAGCACGAAGCAGGAUCAGGCUCCUGGAGCGUUAUCAGCCCCCCCGAUACAGAAGGGAAAGGCCUGGUGGGGCGUCCUCGGCUUCAUCCUCUUGGAUGACGGGGAGAGGGGAAGCUGUUGCCUGCCUUGGGAUUGGCAGCAGGAGGAGGGAAGAGGUCGUGGCUCCAGCCCCCAGGCCCUUCACGUCCAUCCUGGUGCGGUGAUGGAGGAGGCUGCCUUCCCUGUGAUGCCCGCUCCAGGUGGGGCGGAGGGGGCAGCAGGGUGCCGGGGCGCUGAGAAGCCAUGCACGAUGCCCAUGGGUCAGCCCCGGUGCGGGGCAGCAGGGGUGAUGACCGGGAGCUCCCUGUCCCCAUGCCAAGGACGUGGCUGGAGCAGUCGCUCGGGCAGGAGCAAUGCAUGCGGCUCCCGAUCUCCUCGCCGGUGCUGCGCCGGGAGGAGCUCGCGAGCGGGGCGAGAUCGGUGCCUUCCACUUUGCUUGUCCUUAAUAAACGGAUUUGC